Silurus meridionalis is the source of this 2303-nucleotide messenger RNA. RefSeq names its product mannan-binding lectin serine protease 2-like. Gene Ontology annotation, cellular component: extracellular region. Gene Ontology annotation, biological process: proteolysis; complement activation. The transcript has 11 exons. NCBI's taxonomy places the organism in Eukaryota, Metazoa, Chordata, Actinopteri, Siluriformes, Siluridae. Bases 93 to 2111 code for a protein of 672 amino acids. The record is from RefSeq and is a predicted model, not a curated record. Gene Ontology annotation, molecular function: calcium ion binding; serine-type endopeptidase activity.
CAGCAUUGCACAAUCCCAUAAUGAUCAUAUUACAAAUCCGAGUGUGUGUCAAUGUGUGUGUGUAUUAAACAAAUAAAGGAACUUAGCAGCAGAUGCUACACAAGAGGUUAGGCUUCGCCACAUCUACCAUGCUCAUAUUCUGUGUGUUUGUGUUGUUGGUGAGUGUGUGCCAGUCUCUCCCUCUAGCUGGAUGGAUUCAGUCUCCUGGUUUUCCUCAGGGAUAUGGUCCAGACCUGUCUGAAACAUGGAGACGCUGUGCACCACCUGGCUAUGUUCUCUCCCUCACAAUGCUGCAUUUGGACCUGGAGGAAAGUGACAACUGUGAGAAUGAUGUCCUGGAGAUCUCUGAGGAUCACAACUCUAUUGUUAAGUUGUGUGGCCAAAUGACCACGAAGGAACUGCGGUUGUCUGUUGAUCCUUUGCUGCGUUCGUCCUCUGGAGGUUGUCUCAGUGUCACCUUCAGGACUGAUUACUCCAACACAGAGAGACACACUGGAUUCAAAGCUUUUUACACGACACAGGAUGUUGAUGAGUGCUGGGAGAACCAGGUUUCAUGUUCUCAUUUCUGUCAUAAUUACAUUGGAGGAUACAGCUGCAGCUGCAAACCAGGUUACUAUCUCAAUGAAGAUCAACAUGAAUGUCAUGCCAACUGCACAGAAGAGCGAUAUGGAUCAGGAUUGUUAACAUCUCCUGGAAGUCCAAGCCCAUACUUCGAAAAUGCUGACUGUGUAUUCAGUCUUUCUGUGGAUGAAGGGAAUCAAGUUGAAUUAAAAUUUAUUGGAACGUUUGAUGUGGAAAGCAGAGAUGGACAAUGCAUUGACUUUGUAGAUAUUAAGACAGCCACUCAGACCUAUGGGCCAUUUUGUGGCAAAAAAAGACCUGAUGACAUCCUCACUGCAGCCCAACAUGUUAGCAUUAUCUUCCACUCAGAUUCAGGGGGAAUAAAUCAAGGAUUCUCCCUUGAGUACAAACCUAAAGUAAUGGAAUGUCCGGGAAACAUCAGCCCACAUGCUAAUGUAUCUCCUGUGAGAGAUCGGUACACAGUGGGCCAGUCGGUCACUGUGCGCUGUCUGACCGGAUACAUUUUAAGUGAUGCCACUAAAAGUUUUACCUCCACCUGUCAGAUGAAUGGGAGCUGGUUGCCCAAAGACAAAUGCGAACCGGUGAACUGCGGGUGUCCUGAGCUUCCAGAGUUAGUAAAACUAAAAGAUACACCCUCAAACUACUUAUAUAAGAACAAACUCAGUGUUAUGUGCCCUUCAGAGUUCUACAAGUUGGAAGGAAAAGCUGAUUUCACCUGUGAAGCUACAGGGGAAUGGAUGUCUGUAAAUGGAAAGACUUUUAUACAAGAUACACCUCAUUGUGUCCCAGUGUGUGGCAUAACUAAAGAAUCUGCUGAUGGAAGGAUUUUUGGUGGACAAAGAGCUAAACUGGGGCAAAUUCCCUGGCAGCUCCUGGUUAAAGCCCCUGACCGAGGAGGUGCAUCUCUAAUUAAUGACCGUUGGGCCAUUACUGCCGCUCAUGUGGUGAAAAAUAAGAAAUCGCUAAUUUUCUUUGGAGGGAUGGUUGAUGGUAGGGACCAAAAAUAUGUCAGAAUGGAAACAGAGAAAAUUAUAAUUCACCCUGACUUUAAGCCACCAAACUUUGAUAAUGACAUUGCCUUGCUGAAGAUGUCUGAACGGGUCAUUCUCAGUGAAAAUAUCAGACCAGUGUGUCUUCCAGAAAGACAAACCAAUGGACUAGUGAUGGCGGGAAAGAUUGGGACAGUCUCAGGGUUUGGUGCUACAGGAAAACAAAAUCGAAGUCAAUAUCUGCAGUACGGUCAAGUGACAGAAUACUCAGGAGUUUGCUUUGAAAAUGAAUCUGAUCUCAAGGUCACAGAGAACAUGUUCUGUGCUGGAGGCACAGAGGCGAAAGGUGUGGACAGCUGUAAAGGAGACAGUGGAGGGCCACUUUUCAUUCCGGCAUUAGGGCCUAUACCUCCUGAUACACCUUACCAAAUCAAGGGGAUCGUGUCAUGGGGUCCUCCUGUGUGUGGAAAUAAUAAAGGUUACUACACCAAAGUGGAGAAUUACCUGGACUGGAUUAGAAAUACAAUGAUUGAAAACUAACUCACGACUGACGCAGCUCAGAUAAAUAGAUCAGAAUGUGACCUGUAUUUAAUUUUUCAAAUUCAUGCUAAGCUGAUUUUCACACAACUUUGUAGUUAAAAAAAAACGUUUAUUCAUAGAUUUAAUUUCAAAUCAAAUAUAUGUUGCUUGUACAUCUGAUGAUUUCAAACUGAAUAAAAGCAUUUCUCCUGA